CUGCCAUGUUUCACUUCCUGUGCUUGCGAACAAAAUAGAAUCGCCAAGAAAACCCUGCGAGUGAGUGUUUUAACAUCACACUCGAAAAUAACAUCAAAGUGGUAGUUGAAAGAGUGCCACAACUCGAACCGCACUUAUACCAACACAAAACAACAAAUUCAGAGUAGCAGCCAAAAAUUCAAGUCAAGAAAAACAAAGUUGCGGAAACAAUCAGCAAACGGAAAACUUUGCCGCACUCCGUCGACAUACAGAAGAAGGAGAGGAGGGUACUUUAUUUUUUCUUGCUUUUAUUUUUGGAAGCGCGUGAGAGUGAGUGUAGGUGUGUGUGCGCGUUUGAGGUAAAAGAACAACGAACGUAGCUAGAAAGAUGGCAGACUCUGAAAAACAGCAGCAGCUACCCAUUGAGCAGCAGCAGCCGCUGGACCAGGAAGAAGAGCUGGAUGAGGGGCAGCAAGCGCAGGGCAAGCCCGCUCCGCCACCAAAGGAAAUUAUUGCCACCAAAGUCACCGGCACUGUCAAAUGGUUCAACGUGAAGAGCGGCUACGGCUUCAUCAAUCGCAACGACACCAAAGAGGAUGUCUUCGUUCACCAGAGCGCCAUUGCGCGCAACAAUCCCAAGAAGGCGGUGCGUUCGGUGGGCGAUGGCGAGCUCGUUGAAUUCGAUGUGGUCAUUGGCGAGAAGGGCAACGAGGCGGCCAAUGUGACCGGUCCGUCUGGUGAGCCAGUGCGUGGCAGUCAGUUUGCUGCUGACAAGCGUCGCAACUUCCGACCCUGGAUGAAGAAGAAUCGCCGCAAGCAGCCGGGCGAUGGUGACAACGAAGGCGAUGAAAUGGCGCCAAUGCAGCAGCAGCAACAACAACAGCAGUCACUCGAUGGCCAGCAGCAGCAGAUGCAGGGAGGUCCACGCCAGCCACGUCAGAACUAUCGUCGCGGUCCCGGCGGCGGCGGCCCUGGUGGUCCACCCGGCGGACCACGCGGUGCUCCACGUGGUGGUGGCGGCCCAGGCGGACCACCCGGUGGACCUGGACAGCGUCGCUACAACAACUAUUAUCCGCGCCAAACACGUCGCGGUCUCGGCGGCGGCGAUGGCAGCGUUGAGCCCGGCGUCCAUGAUCAGAAUCCUGAUGGUGUACAGCGAGGCGGCGAUGGUCAGCGUCGUGGUGGCGGCGGCGGAGGCGUUGGUGGACCACAGCGACGUUUCUUCCGACGCAAUGGACCACCGCCACGUCGUGAUGGUGGCGAGUACAUUCAGGGUGGACAAGGACCGCCACGUCAACCGUUCCGUCCGCGUCGCCAGAAUCGUAAGCCCAAUGGCCCUGGCGGUGGCAUGGAACAGCAGCCACAGCAGAACGGCGCUCAAGAGCUGCAAAAUACAACAACAGAAAGCACCGCAUAAAUAAAACAAAUGUAAAAAUUACAUCAGCAGCAGAAAAAAUUGCAACAACAACAGCAAGAAGCAGCAACAGCAGAUGAUAAGGAUGCAGAAGAUGUGGAGGGAACAAAACAAGAAAACAUGUGAAAUUUGUAAAUGGGCCGCCGCGUUAUUUUGUUGCGUUUUGUUUUUUUUUUUAUCUGUGGGCAAAAACGACAGCAAAACAGAAAUGUAAAAUUUCUAAGCAAACCAAAAAGAAUAAGAAAAUAAUGAAAGAAGUUCAGUGGCAAGUAAUAAUAGUAUUUAUGUAUUAUAAAAAUCAGCAAUAAACAAAAUCAGUCGACACUAAAAUUUACAAAACAAAAAUUAUAUAUCUAUUUAUAAACAUAUUACUAUUAUUAUACACAUAUUUAUACAAUACAAAUGUUUAGUGAUUUAUAAAUUUGUAAUUUUACACGAAAGUUUUGUUGUGCGUUUUAAAAAAGCUUUCAAUUUUUAAGAGUUUUGUAGCUGAAGAUGUUGAAAAACACUUCACAUUUAAAUUGAAUUCUAUAAUGCUAGCCACAUACAUACAUACAAACAAACGACACAUACACACACAAAUUGUAAGCUGCAUCUAAAAUACGUAAGCUCUCAAUAAUGAAAGUCACACUUAACUGUAACACCGUAUCCAACAUUAACCUAGCAGAACCGAGAGCAAAAGAUAACUGGCGAGAAUAACGUAAAAAGAAUAUAGAAGAGCCCCCACAAAUGUAAAACUAAGAACAUCAAGCAAAAAGCAAAUGAGAGUAACAACUUGUAAUUCACAGCAAAGAAAGUAUAUACAAAAUGCAAAACAAA
Drosophila innubila is the source of this 2212-nucleotide messenger RNA. It is a transcript of the gene yps, whose product is annotated as Y-box factor homolog. NCBI's taxonomy places the organism in Eukaryota, Metazoa, Arthropoda, Insecta, Diptera, Drosophilidae. Gene Ontology annotation, biological process: regulation of gene expression. The record is from RefSeq and is a predicted model, not a curated record. Gene Ontology annotation, cellular component: nucleus. Gene Ontology annotation, molecular function: nucleic acid binding. The coding region runs from base 368 to 1396 and encodes 342 amino acids. The transcript is spliced from 4 exons.